AUGGGUGGAGAGGAUGAGAGCAAGAUGGAUCACAGGAAGAGAAAGAGGAAUAGAACUAUACGGAGCUGUGUCCCGUGUCACAACCACAAGCGAAAAUGCGACCGACAGAGACCUUGCUCGAGGUGUACCGCUCUGGCGUUGACAGGGUCUUGCGUAUAUGAAGUGGAUGAGGCGAGAGAUCAACAAGACCCCUCGAUCGCAGAGGAAGACCGACUCCGGCGUCGAGUAGCGGAACUGGAACAGGUCGUACGCGAGCUUCGCCAACGCCAGCCUCCCAGAACUGCUGCGGCCGGAUCAUCUCGAUCACGAGCGACCACCCCCAUACUCAACAUUAGCGACGCGGACGAGGUCGACAAGGUCGGCCAGGACAACAAGAAACGGCGGGUGAUUGUCGACCGGUACGCCAGAUUCAAGAUUGACGAGGCGGCGAUGGCAGAAGUGGCUGCUGCAGCUGCUGCUGCCGGCGGCAUGGGCGUGGUACGGGACAAACGGAGCGCAUCAGACGGCGAUACCUCCAUGGCGAAGGCAGUGGGCAAAGAGUACAUGGGCGAGCUGUACAAGACCAGCCUGUUGCCCGGCGAGGAGAUUGUUUUCGAUCGGUCGGGGAGGAAGACGUUCCUGGGCGCACCGGCAGGGAAGAGCAUGCUCCGAAGGGCUCGAAGCGUUGCUCUCGAAGGCGAAGAGGACCUGCUCUCGGUCCCAGACGAGUUGGCCUUUACAGGCUGGUUUCCCGAUGUGCGCAAGACCUUCCCCUUCACCACUAUAUGGAGCCACGAAAACUUCAGCGGCGAGAUUAUCGGUCUGCUCCCCAACAAGCAACAAGCUGAGCUACUCCUACAGAGCUGGCAUGACGAGAUCUGCGCCUUCUUCGUCGCUUGGCAUACCCCCACUCUCGAGGCAGGAUUUCGCCGCUUCUUCACCAUGACGACCUUGGAAAAGAUGAACGUGCCGCUCUCGAGCUUAUCGGUGUAUCUGAUGAUCUGCGCUUUAGGUAAGCUUUCAGCUAGCACACAGCUGAGUACAGGCUGCGUCGUGAGGGCAUCGAAAUCUGAAAUCUUUGGUCAUCCCGAUCGGGCUGUAGCCAUUCAGGCCACAAGUAGAGGGCUCAUGCCCGAUCGUGACCCCAAGGAUCUCACUGCGAGUCGUCUCCAGAGCGAACUAUACUUAUCCGCCUCAUACCAAGCGCUUCGACUAUGCUCCUUCAUGUCAAAUCCCACCAUAUACACAAUCCAGGCGCAAAUCCUCAUCAACGUCUAUCUCCUCAACUCCGAGCGGGCAGCAGAUGCCUGGAGUCAGAUCGGCGCGCUGGUGCGGCAGUGCAUCGCGAUGGGGCUGCACAAGGAUCCACUCAGUCUGGACGGCAAGAUAUCUAUGAGAGAUGCGGAGGUCCGGCGGAGGAUCUGGUGGACCGUAGCUGGGCUCGAUGCUCUCUUCUGCGUCUCUUUCGACCGGACAGACGACAAUCUCUCCGAAGUGCCCGGCUCCGCCGCGAUCUCCCUCCCACCGUCAAAUGUGCUCAACAACGAAACCACCGACAUGACCUAUCAUGCGGCUUACUAUCAACUCACGAUCCCCUCGCUCGAGCUGCUGGACCGCAUCUUCCGGAUCGAGUGGAAUUACUCUCGCUCAGCGAUAUACGGCUGGUUCUCUCGCCGCCCGGACUCGGAAAGCGCUACCAAGGAGAAGGAUGAGCAGGUGGGACACACCUACGAGGACGCGAUCCGGCUCGCGCAGGACAUCUUGCAGUGGUACUCGCUUGUCCCGCGCCACAUGCGUUUUGAGUCAGAAGAGGAUACAGCGGAGAGCCUGACGGGGACGAGGAGUACGAUGAGGGUCAAUCAGACACUGGCCUUGUGUGUCAAGACAUUCAUGAUAGUUAUGAUCCUGCACAGACCUUAUCUCCGAGCGGAUCCUGCUGCGUACCCUGAAUCCUCAGAGAUAUGCUUUCGGUCAGCCAAAGUCUUGCUGGCUGCAUAUGCCGUCGGAUCCAAGAGCAAAGCUAGCAUCUUUUGGUCGUGGUGGACCAUGUCCUUCAGGGCGUUCCACGCUGGCGCCGUCUGUGCCUUCCUAGCGAUACGAGAACCAAAUACCGAACUCGCAACCAACUGCUUGGCCAGCCUCCGGGGAGCCAUUGCCAUAUUCGAAGACCGCAUCUCGAGCUGGAACAUUGCACAUCCUGUACAGGCAGAUCUCUGCCAUGGUUUGGUCAAGUUGCAGAAGUUGGCUGUGGCCGCCACCCAACAACGUCGCAGCCCUUCAAACGCCUCUACUGCCCAGUAUGGCACGACCAUCCAUCAUUCACCUCUGAACGACUUUCGAAUGGGUCAGGGGAGCAAUUCGGACGGCGCGCCCGAACGUACCACAACACCCUUAUCCCAGAUCAAGGGCUUUCCGGCUAUAAUCCCACCCUCGGUCUCGCCCAAUCUCGGACAUCCCGCCUCCGGUUCGUCGGGUCACACCGAUCUCGGACCUCCGGCAGUCAAUCCAGCAGCAUACACAAGUCUCCAGACCGAUCCGUACGGCCUCCUCGGAGACGGUUUCAACGGGCCGGAACAGCUGGCGUACCCGCAGAUGUGGGCAAGCAUGUUUGGGAUUAAAGUGGACAGCGGGGAGCUGUCUGAUGUGGACAUGGGGUACGGCGGUGGAGGUCAGGCAGUACCGGGUCACACGGCGCAAACGGGUGGGAUGGGUGGAAUGAAUGGAUAG
Molecule: messenger RNA, 2706 nt
Organism: Dioszegia hungarica
Lineage: Eukaryota; Fungi; Basidiomycota; Tremellomycetes; Tremellales; Bulleribasidiaceae
Exons: 12
Coding region: 1-2706 (901 amino acids)
Biological process (GO): DNA-templated transcription; regulation of DNA-templated transcription
Molecular function (GO): DNA-binding transcription factor activity, RNA polymerase II-specific; DNA binding; zinc ion binding
Source: RefSeq, a predicted model, not a curated record